Messenger RNA from Branchiostoma floridae (Florida lancelet), 3340 nucleotides. RefSeq names its product zinc finger protein 366-like. Gene Ontology annotation, cellular component: nucleus. The record is from RefSeq and is a predicted model, not a curated record. Lineage: Eukaryota; Metazoa; Chordata; Leptocardii; Amphioxiformes; Branchiostomatidae. The transcript is spliced from 8 exons. The coding region runs from base 312 to 2840 and encodes 842 amino acids.
UUACUUAAUAAGUUGAUACGUAUUAUGCAAAAACGAUACAUGGGAAGUGUGUAAGAAGCAAACUCUGUUAUUUUGAUCAAGUCUUGUUGUUUUAUUAAACCUCCUUGUUUUGACAAUUUGACUACAACGAACACCACAAAGAAUGUUAACUUCAAAUUGCCCACAGGAAUUACUGCACAUAAAUCCAUCAUUGAUGGAUUUUCCUUUCCAUCUUUACCUUGAAUCUUUGCCUUGAACCACAGCCAGUAGCUACCCUCCUUCUGGGUAAUGUCCUAGCUGGGGCAGUAGUAGCAGUUAGUAGUUUUUACACCAUGGAUCCCAACAGACCGGCCCCAAGCAGAGGUGAGGUUGAACAUUACAGUCCUGCUGGGAAUCACGACCAUCUCACCAGUAACGGGGACAUCGCAGACCUCAGGAUAGACUUCGAACCUGACCAGAUGGGAUUCUUCCCUUCAGGCUCGCUGAAGAGAGAACGUUAUCCUGACCAACACGAGUCAGGUGUUGACUUUGAUGAACAACCCCAUGAAAACCACCGACACCCCCCAAAUCAUACAAUGGAAAACGAGUCCUACAUGCCCGCUAUCUGUGUCGGCGCGAACGGCAGCAGUCUUGACAUUCCCGGGAACGAGAGGCUGGACGUAACGGUCGCCAUCGACGACGAGGCCUGCUUCGUCGACGAGGAGGGCAAGAAGCGUUGGCGCUGCAACCAGUGCCCGAAGGUCUACUCCUCCAAGCACAACCUGAUGACUCACCUGCUGGGGCACAGCGGCAUCAAACCGCAUGCCUGUCAGGAGUGUGGGAAACUGUUCAAGCAGCUCAGUCAUCUCAACACACACAUGCUGGUACAUGGAGGAGUCAAGCCACACAGAUGCCAAGAGUGUGACAAGACCUUCACCCAGUCCAGCCACCUGAAGCGCCACAUGAUGCAGCACACGGAGUCGCGCCCCCACACCUGCGGCAUCUGCGGUCGGGGCUUUGCCUACCCCAGCGAGCUGAAGUCGCACGAGGCCAAACACGCCGAGUCCAAGGACAACAUCUGCGUGGAGUGCGGGGCGGAGUUCCUGAGCCUGGCCAUGCUGAAGCGCCACCUAGCGACCCACCGCGGGCCGAACUCCUACCAGUGCACGGAGUGCGACAAGACGUUCAUGUACCCCAGCCAGCUCAACAACCACCUGAUGAAGCACCGCGACAUCCGCCCACACAUCUGCUCAGAGUGCGGCAUGGAGUUCUUCCAGAUCCACCACCUGAAGCAGCACGCGCUGACCCACCGCGGGGUCAAGGAUCACAAGUGUCCCAUCUGCGGCCGGGAGUUCACCUUACAUGCCAACAUGAAGCGCCACCUACAGAUACACAGCAACAGCAGGGACUUCAGCUGCAGUGUGUGCGGCCGGGCCUUCAACCAGAGGCAGACACUGAAGGCCCACAUGGUCACCCACAGUGAGGUCAAACCCUACAAGUGUAAGAUCUGCGGGAAGGAGUUCACGCGGUUCCACAACCUGUCCGGCCACAUGCACCUGCACAGCGACUCCAAACCCUUCAAGUGCACCCACUGCAACAGCAAGUUUACGCUCAAGGGCAAUCUCAUGAGGCAUAUGAAGGUGAAGCACGGGAUCGAUGCUACGACGUCCCCGCGAGCUGCAAUCGCCGCCAGGGCGGGGGACGGUGACAACUCCGAGGACAACAGCCUGCACAUGUCAGACGACAUGGAGGGGAGCUACGAAGAUGGGAACACAGACGAAGGCAUGGACACGUCCUUCAGUAGUGGGGGACCCGCGGAAGAAGGGGAAGACUUGGAGGAAGAGGACGACGAAUCCUCCUUCCAAGAAAGGGAAUCCGAAUCCAAGGACAGAGUACCUUUAGUUAGUGAUGGAGAGCAUGCGGACAAUGUUGUGCCCAGUCAAAUGCCAGUUUUAGAUCACAGGUCCACUAUGUUAUUACCACCUGCUGCCACAAGUUUAGCCAAGGAAGAGCCCGUUUCACCGCCUAUUGUGGAAACCAGGUACCAGGAUAUGUCCAGAGUAUCUAAUAAUGCGGUAGACCACAGAGCGACUGCAUUACCACCCACUGCUGCAAGUUUGACUAAAGAGGAGCCUGUUUCGGCACCCAUUGUAGAGAGAGGGUACCCGGAUUUGUACAGACCACCCAAUGCGGUAGACCCUAGAGCCCCUGUAUUGCCACCCACUGCUGCAAGCUUGACUACUUCGGCACCUGUGGUAGAGAGAAGGUACCUGGACAUGCCCAGACCGCACCAUGUGGUGGACUCGCCCCCCAUCGAUGCAUCUCUGUUGUACAGGAGCCAGCCUGGCCCCAAACCGCGAGUGCCGCAGAAGUUUGAGUGCUCGCUGUGCCCGACCAGGUUCACCCAGAGGGGGAACAUGCUGCGCCACAUGAGGCAGAAGCACUGGGAGGAGUACCAGCGGACUUACGUCCGCGCCGAACCCGACCUUCAACACUCUCCUCCCUCCCCCCCAAACCUCGGGGCUGUAAGAAACUUCUGCCCUCCUCAAGGGAUAAAGAACGAGCCUACGUCGCCCCUGAUUGGUCAACCUUCUCAGUACUUCGUGUCAGGUACUCCGGCGACCGGGUUACCCAACAACGUGCCCCGACUGCACUUCAAGAAGAGACACCUAGCGGGCGGCGAUCACUGGGAUGUCAAUGUGUACCUGAAGGAGGCUGUAGACAGCAUACCACCGCCUCCACCUACCAAUAGCAUAGACAGGACUCAGUAUGGGUAUGCUUUGGACGACUACAGUGACUAUAACAACACCGCACCAAGCAAUGAAAAUGAUUCGGGAUGGACACCCCCCAUUCUUGACUUACCCAAGGGGCUACAUGUUUAAAGUGGACUACUAGUGUUAGCAAAUUAGAGUUAUUAGACACUACAAUUGAAGAAUUGCUAGGCUGGCACGAGGAUCAUUGUGGUUCCAAGAGCAUUUUACAGUGUACUAGUACAUUAUAUAUGGUAACUUGUUAAUGCACUAUAUUAAUGAUAGGGAGAUUUUCCAAGUGGAAGUACAUUGUUGCGCUGCAGACCAAAAACUGCAGGAAGUUGGUGCAAUCAGAAAGAGGAGCUGUCAGUAUAGAUGUUAAGUUUACACUAUGAUAUCAUACAAUUUACAAUGAUUUUUUAUUGUUUAUUUUGUAUGUAUGCGUAAAACUUUUCUGUUGGUGCUUUUUUUUUCAAACUCCAUGUAAUUCUACCAUUUUUUUACUUACAAUAACAGUUCUGUUAGUAAGUUACAGUGUCAACAAAAGGAAAAUGCAGUAUUAUCUGGGCACAUCAGCUACAGACAAGGAAAGUCACAUCUGGACAAACAAUUAUAAACUAUAUGUACUUGUU